Molecule: messenger RNA, 1593 nt
Organism: Colletotrichum costaricense
Lineage: Eukaryota; Fungi; Ascomycota; Sordariomycetes; Glomerellales; Glomerellaceae
Product: alpha amylase
Exons: 2
Coding region: 1-1593 (530 amino acids)
Biological process (GO): carbohydrate catabolic process
Molecular function (GO): calcium ion binding; alpha-amylase activity
Source: RefSeq, a predicted model, not a curated record
AUGCGUACCUCAACACUUGCGUGGGCCGCUGUCACGGCCCUCUCUGCCCUCGUCGAGGCUGCCGACCUCGAGGCGUGGAAGUCUAGAUCCAUCUACCAAGUCAUGAUCGAUCGUUACGCCCAUACCGAUGGCUCAACCGACCACGAGUGUGAACUCUACAAGUUCUGUGGUGGCACAUGGGCCGGCUUGACCAACAAGCUUGACUACAUCCAAAACAUGGGCUUCACUGCUAUCCAGAUCAGCCCCAUUGUCAAGAACAUGGACGAUGACACCGCCGUCGGUGAGGCUUACCACGGUUACUGGUCUCUCGAUAACUACGCCCUCAACGACAAGUUCGGUACCUCGGACGACUUCAAGAACCUGGUCAAGGAGAUGCACAACCGUGACAUGUACCUCAUGGUCGAUGUCGUCGUCAACAACAUGGUCCAGAAGCUCGACAGCCUGCCCCCCAAGCUCGACUACUCCAAGUUCAACCCCUUCAACGAGGAGUCCGACUUCCACCCUUACUGCAACGUCACCGAGUGGGACAACAGCACCAACUACCAGGACUGCUGGCUCUACCCCUACGGCGUUGCCCUCGCCGAUUUGGCCACCGAGAAGACCACCGUCGUCGAUGAGUUUGGCAAGUGGAUCAAGCAACUCGUCUCCAACUACUCUAUCGAUGGUCUCCGUAUCGAUGCCGCCAAGCACGUCAACGAUGCCUUCCUGCCUACCUUUGUCAACGCCUCUGGCGUCUUCGCCUUCGGUGAGGUCCUUACCGGAGCCCCCGCCGACUUCUGCCGCUACCAGACCCUGAACCUGCUGCCCGGCAUGCCCAACUACAUCGAGUACUACCCCCUCAACAAGGUCUUCUUCGGUGGUGACAUGAACGAGCUCGCCGACUGGCGCUCCCAGGCCCGCGAUGGCUGCACCGACAUCUUCGCCCUCGGAUCUUUCGUCGAGAACCACGACAUGCCCCGUUUCGCCGUCUACGAUGAGGAUAUUGAGCUUGCCAAGAACGCCAUGGCUUACAUCCUUUUGACUGACGGUAUCCCCACCGUCUACCAGGGACAGGAGCAGCACUUCAACGGUAACUCGACUCCCUUCAACCGUGAGCCCCUCUGGCAAUCCAAGUACGACACCACCGCGCCCAUCUACCAGCUCACCUCCACCCUCCUCAAGACCCGUAACGCCCUCCAGGCCACGAACAAGGACUUCGCCACCACGGCCUCUGAGCAGCUUUUCGUCGAGAACACCCACCUGUGCCUCCGCAAGGGCCCCGCGGGCGCCCAGGUCGUCUUCUGCGUCACCAACAAGAGCUCCAAGGGCGAUACCUACCAGCUCAGCGUCGGCGGCUUCAACCCUGGUGAUGCCGUCGUCGAGGUCACCACCUGCGGCACCAGCACCGCCGACGGCACCGGCAACGUCACUCUGUACAUGGAGAAGGGUCAGCCCCGCGCCGUCGUUCUUGCGUCCUCCAUCGACGCCACCAAGAUCUGCCCCAACGGCACCACUGCCGCUGGUCAGAGCAAGAGCGCCGCCGGCUUCAUCGGCAGCAGCAUGACCCUGGUCCUGGCUUCCGUCAUGGCCGUUUCUUUUGCGCUCCUCGCAUAA